Messenger RNA from Solanum verrucosum, 2113 nucleotides. RefSeq lists its product as uncharacterized. The transcript has 8 exons. Lineage: Eukaryota; Viridiplantae; Streptophyta; Magnoliopsida; Solanales; Solanaceae. Bases 254 to 1828 code for a protein of 524 amino acids. Gene Ontology annotation, biological process: lipid metabolic process. The record is from RefSeq and is a predicted model, not a curated record.
AGUUUUGAAUAUGAAAAAAAUUUCGGGUAUCAAUUUUUGACCAUCCGCCCCAAUUUGCCGCACCCAAGUGCAGCGUCGAAACUCCACCGCCUAUGAUCCCAAUUUUAUAUAAAAUUACUCCCUCAUAAUCUUAUAUUGCCCUUCAAUUUUAUUCCAUUUGGAGCAAAGUUCCAUUCUUGAGUACAAAGAUAUCUUCUUUUUCUUCAUUCUCGCACUUUUGGAUGAGGCUGUUAUUGUGGGUGCAUUGAAAUUGAUGGCUAAUCGAUCUCUGAAGCGUUUUCUCAACAACAUAGAAUUCAGUAUUGGUAUCUCAAGGAAACAUGUUUCCAACCAGAGAUAUGUCUACAACAUUCUUAACCGGUGUCAAUCAAAUUAUUCAAACACAGAUGGUCAUAAGCCUGAAGAGAAGAGCAUAAGCCAUGGUCCGGGGCGCAGUAAAUAUGAUAUUGACAAUGGCGAUUUUCAUGAUAAUAAGUGGAAACUAGAGCUUGCUUGGCUCUCUAAAGCUGUUGAACCUGCGGUCCAACUCUGCAGAUGGGCUUUGUCAACAGGAAAUGGAAAUGGAGACAAACUUCCACCGACCAAUAAAUCUCUUGCAGAGAUAUUUGCCAGCAUUCAACGUAGUAAAUUGGGACUUCAGGAUUGGAGUCUCACUGAUCUUACCAUAGGCCUAUAUCUAAUAUAUCUUCAGCAAGCAUCCACCAGUCCUAUUGAGGAUGUUACGGGUGAACAGAUAUACUCUGAUUUGAUAGUUCAAGAUCUCAUCUACCACACUGAACUGGCUAAGGGUUCUUAUAAAGAUUGCACUGCAGCACUUGCAAGGAAUUGUAUGCUCCGGGAAAGUAAUGUUGUCAAAUUCAUAAAAAAUUCCAGUGUGUUGAGGCCUGGAUAUUAUAUAGGAAUUGACAAGCGGAAAAAACUUGUAAUUCUUGGAAUACGUGGAACUCAUACAGUGUAUGAUCUUAUAACUGACAUUGUUUCUUCAAGUCAUGAAGAAAUCACGCUCGAGGGUUACUCCACUCACUUCGGAACUUCUGAGGCUGCCCGUUGGUUCCUUAUUCAUGAGAUGGGCACCAUAAGGAACUGUCUUGAGAAACACAAGGGAUUUAGGUUAAGGCUUGUUGGUCAUUCCCUUGGGGGUGCAACAGCUUCAUUGCUGGCUAUCAUGCUUCGAAAUAUGUCGGCCCGAGAACUUGGUUUCAGUCCUGAUAUUGUGUCAGCAGUUGGAUAUGCUACGCCGCCAUGUGUUUCUAGAAAACUUGCCGAAAGUUGCUCUGAAUAUGUCACAACAGUGGUAAUGCAGGAUGAUAUUAUUCCAAGGUUAAGUAUUGCCUCCCUCACGAGGCUUAGGAAUGAAAUUCUUCAAACUAACUGGGUGAGUGUUCUUCAGAAGGAAGACUGGAGAGGUGUCGUAGACUUAUUUACCAAUGCAAAGCAGGUUGUAUCUUCUGUGCAAGAUGUAGCUCGGAGACUUGCUGAUUAUGCUAAAUUACGAGGCCAAACUAAGCUCUCUGAGUCUACGGUUCCACGUGUUCCUAAUACCUCCAACUCCAAAGUCAAUACAUCAUCUCUUGCGAGACAGGAAGGCGAUGCUGAGUUGUUUGUCCCCGGAACUCUUUAUAUUUUGAAGAGGAAUGCAAAUGCAAGAAACGAAGGUAACAGUGUGGAAUGUUUCACACUUUGGAAGAGACACUCAGGGGAGCAUUUUCAGAGGAUACUUCUCUCAAAUAACAUUAUUUCUGCCCACAAGUGUGAUAGCCAUUAUUAUGCAUUGAGGGAUGUUCUUAAAGGUUUGCCUGGUUCUACCGAUGAAACUGUUUUCCGAUGAAUAAAUUUCACAUAUUUGCUCUUUUCGUGUAAAACAAUGAUCUCAUCAUCCCACGGCUUGUGGGAGGUAGCUAGCUGGUCCCCUUGAGAGUAGUUGAGGUACGUGCAAGCUGACCCUUAUCAAUACGAAGAAACAAAUAAUGGCCUUGUUAGUUGCUUUACAGGUAAAACAUUUACAUUGUCCUCAAAGAUAAGAAUUGUUGUAAUUUUCAGCUUACAGUUUUAUUUUUUCCUGUAGUACCAGGAAAUCUUCCUGUAUUUUUUAUUUUUCAACUAUAUCUUUUUG